CGAGAAGUGCGCCUUGGUAUAUAUUCCUCAAUCGAGUCUGCCAGUCCUCGCACUUUCUUGUGUCUGUUGGUGUGGUGUGAAAGUAACUGAGACUGAAGAUGGCUGCAGGCAAAGCACAAAUUGGAAAGCUGGCCCCGGACUUCACAGCUAAGGCGGUGAUGACGGACGGACAGUUCAACGACCUGAAGCUUUCAGACUACAGAGGGAAAUAUGUCGUCUUUUUCUUCUACCCACUGGACUUCACCUUUGUUUGUCCAACUGAGAUCAUCGCUUUCAGUGAUGCUGCCGACGACUUCAGGAAGAUCGGCUGUGAGGUCAUAGGCGCCUCUGUUGACUCACACUUCUCCCAUUUUGCCUGGAUCAACACACCACGAAAGCAGGGCGGUCUGGGUCCCAUGAAGAUUCCCCUGGUGUCAGACACACGGCGCACCAUCUCCACAGAUUAUGGCGUCCUAAAGGAAGAUGAGGGCAUUGCCUACAGAGGUCUGUUCAUCAUUGACGACAAGGGCGUCCUGAGACAGAUCACCAUCAACGACCUCCCAGUUGGACGCUCUGUUGAAGAGACCAUGCGUUUGGUCCAAGCCUUUCAGUUCACUGACAAACACGGAGAAGUCUGCCCAGCCGGCUGGAAACCAGGAAGUGACACCAUCAAACCCGACGUCCAGAAGAGCAAAGACUUCUUCUCCAAGCAGUAAUAAGCCCAGAGUCUGCAGCCUGCUGUAGGAGAUUUCAUCGAGAGAUUAACAUUUCCAGAGAACAAUAUUUAAGUCAGCCGUUGUGCCUGUGGAGGAGUAGUUAGGAACCAGUUUUUGUUGUCAACAUGCUGUGUGUGUUCAGUCGUCUGUAGAGUGAAUAGUGCACUAAUGACCAAAGUAUAUCAUUGUGUAAUUAUGUUGUGGUAAUCAAUGCUAUUUUCACUGUCAGGCUGAGCUAAAUGUCUGUUUGUUCUUCCAUGUCAUUCCUUACUAUUGUUAACUGCAAUAAAACAACCUGUUUUAUUGGAAUGAAGCCACAAGUCCAUUUUUAAA
Anoplopoma fimbria (sablefish) is the source of this 1028-nucleotide messenger RNA. RefSeq names its product peroxiredoxin 1 (gene prdx1). The coding region runs from base 99 to 695 and encodes 198 amino acids. The record is from RefSeq and is a predicted model, not a curated record. Gene Ontology annotation, molecular function: thioredoxin peroxidase activity. The transcript is spliced from 6 exons. Gene Ontology annotation, cellular component: cytosol. NCBI's taxonomy places the organism in Eukaryota, Metazoa, Chordata, Actinopteri, Perciformes, Anoplopomatidae. Gene Ontology annotation, biological process: removal of superoxide radicals; response to oxidative stress; hydrogen peroxide catabolic process.